Molecule: messenger RNA, 528 nt
Organism: Onychostoma macrolepis
Lineage: Eukaryota; Metazoa; Chordata; Actinopteri; Cypriniformes; Cyprinidae
Product: gamma-crystallin S-1
Exons: 3
Coding region: 1-528 (175 amino acids)
Biological process (GO): lens development in camera-type eye; visual perception
Molecular function (GO): structural constituent of eye lens
Source: RefSeq, a predicted model, not a curated record
AUGGGGAAGAUCAUUUUCUAUGAAAACAAGAAUUUUAAGGGUCAUCAGUAUGAAUCCAGUGGUGAUUGUGCAGAUAUGCUCUGCUAUCUUGGCUGCUGUAAUUCCAUCAUGGUGGAGAGUGGAUGCUUCAUGAUCUAUGAACAGCCACAUUACAAAGGCCAGCAAUUUUUGGUCCGUAAAGGAGAGUACCCAGACUUUGAAAGCUGGUUGGGCAAAAAUGACUGCGUCUGCUCCUGCCGUGAAAUUCCCAUGACACAUGGAUCUUCUCAUGAGGUGAAACUGUUUGAGAGAAUGGAGUAUGGAGGUCAAAUGAUGGCUCUAGUGGAGGACUGUCCAAAUAUCAUGGACAUGUUCCAGACAAACCAUAUAUUCUCCUGCAAGGUGAUUGGUGGAAACUGGCUCUUCUUUGAACAGUCCAACUACAAAGGCAGCAUGUACCUCAUAAGGCCUGGAGAAUACACAAGAUUCACUGAAUGGGGAGGCUUGAGUGCCCGUGUGGGUUCCAUCAAACGAAUCAUCGAUAACUAG